Messenger RNA from Vespa mandarinia (Asian giant hornet), 6336 nucleotides. RefSeq names its product dedicator of cytokinesis (gene Zir). The record is from RefSeq and is a predicted model, not a curated record. Gene Ontology annotation, molecular function: guanyl-nucleotide exchange factor activity. NCBI's taxonomy places the organism in Eukaryota, Metazoa, Arthropoda, Insecta, Hymenoptera, Vespidae. Gene Ontology annotation, biological process: positive regulation of GTPase activity; small GTPase-mediated signal transduction.
UUUUUAGGAGGGUAGAUGCCCGGUGUUCACCGUGCAGUGAGACGCAACCCUGACGCAACCUGUCUGUAAAAUAUAGCGUUGAAGAAGGACACAAGGUUCUCCCUAUGUUGUCCUUUUUCGUGCGCAUAUUUUUUUAAGCUGGUUUCUUACACCUUGUUCGUCCAGCUUUAAAAAAUAAUCGAAUGGUGUUCUACUCUACCCUCUUAUUUUUUAUUAAAUUCAAACAUAAAAUAGUUCGUAAGUUUUAUAUCAAAUAUAGCAAUGUCUAACAUCAAUGUGAUGCAUAUACCUGAACAUUCACAAAAGGAAGACUACCAAAUACUUUAAGAAUUUCAUCAAAAGAGUGUUUUACAAAGACAUUUAUAAUGUCUUCGGUUCAACGUGCUUUUGCUCAUAAAUUGAGCAAACAGCAUGCAGCGGAUGUAAGACGACAAAUUGCUAUUUCUACUUCAUAUUCACGAGAUUUAUCAAAAAGUGGUAGUAGUAUUUCAGGUUUUUCUUCUACUAUGUCUUUGUGCGAAGUAUUAGAGCCAUUAGAUUAUGAAGAAUUUCUUGUACAACAUCAAUCAGUUUUAGACAGAGAUCCAUUACGACCAAUAUUAGAUUUUCCUCUUGGAGAUGUCGAGCUUAGAAUUGUCAAACGAAAAAUUCGUACGGAAGAACCAAUAGUGCCAUAUGAAUUAUUGGAUACAGUAUCACCUUAUGUUAGAAGAUGUAUUGAAAGUUUUACUUCAGAUUGGGUUAUGGUACAUAGAAAAUACAAAGGAAGAGUAUCUCCUAUUGCUAGAGAUAGAUUACUUCAAGAUACCCCUAGACAAGAUUUUGAGGUAGAUCAAGAAGAUACAAAUUGUUCUGGAUCACCGAAUGAAGAAGAAGAUUUAUCAAAUUGUGGAGAUACACCAAGAGGUUCCUGGGCAAGUUUGGAUUUAAGACAUUCUCAACAUGAUCCACUUCUUCCAAGCUUAUUGGAUAGAGUAUGUCCAGAAACGAUUGAUCAAAUGAAUGAACAAAAACGUUCUGAGGAUAGACAAGAAGCUUUAUUUCCUUUAUAUGCUCUUCCAACUUCUCCUGAUGAUGAAUGGCAAGAAAUUAGUGCUGCACCUGAACCAUCUGAUCCUUUUUCUCAUAAAAUUCUUGUAAAAUGUCUUCAAUUAAAAUUAGAGUUGGAAGUUGAACCAAUAUUUGCUAGUCUUGCAUUAUAUGAUGCCAGAGAGAAGAAGAAGGUGUCAGAAAAUUUCUAUGUAGAUAUGAAUUCAGAAGGUUUAAAAAGAAUGCUUGGAGGACAUAUAGUUUACAGUGAUGCUAGUACAUUAGCCAGAAGUUGCGUUAUGAGUAUUAGUAAACCAAGUCCAGAUUUAUUUUUGGUUGUCAGACUUGAAAAAGUAUUACAAGGUGAUAUUUCAGAGUGUGCAGAACCAUAUUUACGUGAGGAUAAAAACAAGGAAAAAGUAAAAGCAGCUGCUGUAGCAGCAUGCGAACGAUUGGGUCGUUACAGGAUGCCCUUUGCAUGGACUGCAAUUCAUUUAUCUGGAGUUAUAGGUGGUGGUGGUGGCGAUACAGAUAGCACCGGUAGUGCAGGCUCAUUAGACAGAAAAUCAGGUGGUUUAGAACAAUGGCGAAAAAAGGUAGAAACUCCAACUCGACGUGGUUCUUUAGAAAGACGUAGUUCUGAUAAAAGAAGGAGUUGGUCACCUGACGAUUUUGCUAAUUGUCUUGAUACUUUCAGACCUAUUACAUUAACAGUUUCAAGUUUUUUCAAACAAGAAAGUGAACGACUUAGAGAUGAAGAUUUAUAUAAACUUUUAGUCGAAUUACGACGGCCAGGUUCUAAUUUGAAACGAUUAAAAUGUAUACCAGGCAUUUUAAAAUUAGAUCUUAGUCCCAGACCCGAGGAAUUACCUAGAUGUCUUGAUCCUGAUCUUAGAAGAUUGAUACCAUAUCCUGACGAAAAAAGUCGGCCUGUAAAAGAAAUACUUGAAUUUCCUAGUGAAGUUAUUUCGCCAGAUUUAACAUACCGUAAUCUACUCUACGUUUAUCCAAAGGAGGUAAACUUCAGUUCUAGAACAGGUUCAGCACGCAAUAUAACUGUUCGUAUUCAGCUUAUGGGUGGUGAACAAGAAGCAGAUGCAUUAACGGCUAUAUUUGGAAGAUCUUCUUGUCCUGAAAUGACACAUGAAUGUUUCACAUCCGUUUCCUAUCACAAUAAAAAUCCAAACUUUUAUGAUGAGAUAAAGAUCAGACUUCCUGCUGAUUUAGGUGCUAAACAUCAUUUAUUAUUUACUUUUUAUCAUAUUAGUUGUCAGAAGAAAGCUGAACAACCGAAUGUUGAAACGGCCGUAGCUUAUACGUGGCUACCACUUUUAAGAGAUGGACAUCUUCAAUCUGGUGAAUUCAGUUUACCUGCAAUGUUAGAUCCACCUCCAGCAAAUUAUUCUUAUAUUGCCCCUGAUGUUUUAUUACCAGGAACUAGAUGGGUAGAUGCUCAUAGAGGAGUUUUUACAGUUAUAUUAGAGCCAGUGUCCAGUGUACACCCGCAGGAUAAAUAUAUUGAUAGAUUUUUAUCGCUUUGUGGCUUUUUGGAAACUGGACAAGUACCACCACGUAUUGGAGAGGCAGGAAUGGAAUCUGAGUUAAAGUCAGCUCUUAUGGAAUUAGCACGAGCUUCUCCUUCUGCCUUGGUUCGCUCGUUGCCACAAUUGUUAGAUCAGUUAAUUGCACUUUUAGUGCGACCACCUACGUUACCAUCUCAGUCAUUAAACGUAGCAGCUACUAUUUUCGAAGCUCUAGGUCUUUUAGUUCGUAAUAUAACGAAUUUACCGGAUGGUCAAGUGGAUGCACAUGGAAGACAUGCAUUAUUAGCUACGUACAUAGCAUACCAAUGUUCAUUACCUUCAACAUCUCAAACCCCAGGAGUCAUGAGAGCUCAAAGUAAUCCUGAUUUGCCUGUGGAGGAUCUAGAAAUGGAAGUACAUUCUCGAGGGCUAGAUAGAACGGCAUCAAUGAGACAGGAAUCUCCAUCAAUAAACAGUCAACCAUCUAGAAGAUUACUACACGAAGAAAUAGCAUUACAUUGGGUGGUUUCGACGGGACAGGCACGAGAAUUAGCCAUAACUCAUUCUUGGUUUUUCUUAGAAUUAAUAGUUCGUUCUAUGGUUGUAACAUUGUCGGAAUUGGGUAUAUUGGAAGCACCAAGAAAAUCAAGAUUUUCACCACAAUUUUGUGACGAUAUAGCAACACUUGCUGCAGCUCUAACAUCAGAAGUUAUUUCUCGUUGUGGAAAAGAAAAUCGCGUAGCAUCGAACUUAGUUUCAAGUCUUGGCAAUUUUCUGUCUGAUUUAUUAUCGGUCAUGGAUAGGGGAUUUGUAUUAUCUCUGGUUCGUGCUACAUGUUGUUCUUUGUCAGAUGCUUCUAUGCAUAUUCCUGACUCUGCUGCUCUAUUUGCAUUGAAACUUGAUCUAGUAAGAACAGUAUGUUCGCACGAACAUUAUGUAGCUCUGAAUCUUCCAUUUGGUACCGGAUAUACAUCAGGAUCCGCUCCAGCAUCUCCUAGUCCAUCCACUGGUAGUUCUGGAAGUUUAAUAUCUACUCUUGUUCCUGGAGAUCGAGCUAGAUUCUCUGAAUUGAGUCAAGAAUUUCGACAACAGCAUUUUCUAGUUGGACUAGUUUUAUCCGAUUUGGCUAACACUUUGGAAAUACCAAAUCCAAUGUUACAAAAUAAGGCCAUUGGCACAAUUCGUUAUCUUAUGGGUUGUCAUGAUGUCGAUCCUAGAUAUUCUGAACCUGCAGCAAAAGCUAGAGUUGCUGCUUUGUAUCUUCCACUUCUGUGCAUUAUUAUGGAUGCUUUGCCUCAAUUAUACCAUUGGGAUUCUAAAGAUAAAAGCGUCUAUCCAGACGAAUCUGGAUCUAUUACGCAAUCGGUUGCAUUGGCCAUAGCUGGCGGAGCUUCUGCUGAUACAGCAGGAUCACAAUGUCGUGUUUCCUUAAGUUCAGAAGCAACAAGGCAUCUUUUAAUGUGUGCCUUGUGGAUACUUAAAGGCUUAGAGAGAAGCGCACUUGGACAGUGGUGUUCGGAAUUAAGUUCUAGACGCGUUUUAAGUAUAUUACAAGUUCUAAAUAUUGCGACGGCAGCUUUUGAAUACAAAGGUAAAAAAGCUUUGAAAAGAUUGCCUCCACAAGCUGCAGCUACUAGCGAUAUUCGUUCAAGAUUGGAAGAUGUUAUACUCGGUCAGGGUAGUGCUAGAAGCGAAAUGAUGUUGCGCAGAAAAGAAAGAGCAAGCGGCGAUAAAUUGAGAUGGAGAAAAGAUCAAAUGCCUUAUAGAUCGUGCGAACAACCAGAGGGAAGAGCAGUGGAGCAAGAUGCUCACAUAGAAGGUGCCUUAGCAGCUGAAGCUUCACUUGUAGUUCUAGAUACUUUAGAGGCAGUUGUACAAGCAGAUGGAGGAGGAGGUGCAGUAGUUGGAGCUGUACUGAAGGUAUUACUAAGAGCAUUAGCUAGGAAUCAAAGCACAUCGGUACUCCAACAUAUGUUUAAUACUCAACGUGCUUUAGUUUUUAAAUAUCAUAGCGCUCUUUUUGACGAGGAAAGCGAAAGAUGUGGCGAUUUAUGUUUAACAUUACUUACAAGGUGUAGUUCACCAUUAAGCGCUAUUAGAAGUCAUGCAGCGGCUAGUUUAUAUUUAUUAAUGAGACAAAAUUUCGAAAUUGGAAACAAUUUUGCACGAGUUAAAAUGCAAGUUACAACGUCGUUGUCGGCUCUAGUUGGUAGAGGAAGAGCACCUAGCGAAGGAGCUCUUCGAAGAGCAUUAAAAACAGUAUUGGUAUAUGCAGAACGUGAUACAGAAUUAGCUGACACAAGUUUUCCGGAGCAAGUUAAGGAUUUGCUUUUUAAUUUGCAUAUGAUAUUAUCAGACACUGUUAAAAUGAAAGAGUUCCAAGAAGAUCCAGAAAUGCUUUUGGACUUAAUGUACAGAAUUGCGAAAGGAUAUCAAGGAUCACCAGAUUUAAGAUUAACUUGGCUAGCAAAUAUGGCACAACAACACAUGGAACGAAAAAAUCAUACAGAAGCUGCAAUGUGUCUCGUACAUAGUGCAGCACUUGUUGCGGAAUACCUUCAUCUUUUGGAACCAGGUGGUGGUGGUAGACCAGUAGGAGCCGUUGCUUUGAGUCCAGUGACACCAAAUGCUUUGGAGGAAAGUGCCGUCGGCGAUGAUGUUUUAGCGAGGAGAGAAGAGGGUUUGUGUUUAGGUCCAGAUUUUUCUGAGAGUGGUUUAGCGGGUCUUUUGGAACAUGCCGCAAGUUCUUUUCAAGCUGCUGGCAUGUAUGAAGCUAUCCCUGACGUAUACAGAGUAUUAUUACCAAUAGCUGAAGCUGCACAUGAUUACAAAAAAUUAGCGAAUAUUCAUGGAAAACUCCAUGAAGCGUAUACGCGCGUUGAACAAUUAGCCGGGAAACGUGUAUUUGGCACGUAUUUUAGAGUUGGAUUUUAUGGAGCACGAUUUGGAGAUCUUGCUGGUGAAGAAUUUGUUUAUAAAGAACCAACAUUGACAAAACUUCCGGAAAUAUUCUCAAGAUUGGAAAAUUUUUAUGCCGAACGAUUUGGCGCAGAAAAUAUAGUUAUAAUCAAAGAUUCGAAUCCUGUUGAUCCAACGAAGUUAGAACCUGACAAAGCAUAUGUUCAAAUUACUUAUGUCGAACCGUAUUUCGAAUUGCAUGAACUUAGACACAGGCCUACUGUGUUCCACAGAAAUUUUAAUAUAAAACGUUUUGUAUACGCAACGCCUUUUACACCCGGAGGUAAAGCUCAUGGCGAACUCAGGGAACAAUGUAAACGUAAAACGAUAUUAACAGUGGCAACGCAUUUUCCUUAUUUGAAGACGAGAAUUCGAGUGGUUGCUAGAAAGCAGAUAGUAUUAAGUCCUAUUGAAGUUGCUAUCGAAGAUAUACAAAAGAAGACAGCUGAGGUCGCAGCAGCUACAGCUCAAGAACCACCAGAUGCAAAAAUGUUACAAAUGGUUCUUCAGGGAUGUAUAGGUACAACCGUUAAUCAAGGUCCUGCAGAAGUAGCGGUUGUUUUUCUUUCAGGAUUACGAGAACAAAAUGCACAGCCUUCGAGGUUGCAGCAUAAAUUACGUUUAUGUUUCAAAGAUUUUUCGAAAAAAUGUCUUGAUGCUUUACGCAGAAAUAAGAAUCUUAUAGGUCCAGAUCAACGUGAUUAUCAACGGGAGCUAGAAAGGAAUUAUCAAAGAUUGACCGAAAGAUUGGCACCACUUAUCGCGUGGAGCGGACCGUCCUUAGGUAUGCAGUCGAUUACUCCAACAGCAUCAUCCCAUUGGUAAA